AUGUCUUCCCUUACAUCAAUCACGAGGCUCAUUGCCCUCCUCUCCAUCACGGCCAACAUCAACGGUAACCCCAUUGAACCGAGUCUCGACAACCGUGAUGGCUCUGACCGCCAUUACCCUCACCCACCACACGACCCUCCCCACACCCCAUAUCCAGUGGCAUCGAGCACUGCUAGCCUCGAAGCCCGUGAUCCCCAAUGGAGUCAUGGCCCUAAUGUCCAUGAUAACCACCACUACCCACACCCUCCACACGACACACCUCCGUCAAUCACCGUCACGCCCACAACCACAACAACGGCAGCACCAACCGUCACACCUCCCUCCAUCGUCUCAGUACCCAUUAUCUCUAGUUUUGAGACAAACAUCGAUCUUGGAGUGACUCAGCAGCCGCGCGGUCCCGGCCGGUCGCUUCCAGUUCAGCCUACUACUUUCGCUGCGGUCGUCAAACGGGCUUAA
Molecule: messenger RNA, 456 nt
Organism: Sordaria macrospora k-hell
Lineage: Eukaryota; Fungi; Ascomycota; Sordariomycetes; Sordariales; Sordariaceae
Source: RefSeq, a predicted model, not a curated record